Messenger RNA from Elephantulus edwardii (Cape elephant shrew), 957 nucleotides. Its product is annotated as olfactory receptor 2T1-like. The transcript has a single exon. The record is from RefSeq and is a predicted model, not a curated record. NCBI's taxonomy places the organism in Eukaryota, Metazoa, Chordata, Mammalia, Macroscelidea, Macroscelididae. Gene Ontology annotation, cellular component: membrane. The coding region runs from base 4 to 957 and encodes 317 amino acids. Gene Ontology annotation, biological process: G protein-coupled receptor signaling pathway. Gene Ontology annotation, molecular function: G protein-coupled receptor activity; olfactory receptor activity.
CCAAUGGAUAAAUACAACACAUCUACAGAUUUUACCUUCAUGGGGCUCUUUAACAGAAAGGACACCUCAGGACUGCUUUUUACGAUCAUCACAAUCAUCUUUUUCACCGCACUAAUGGCUAAUGGGAUCAUGAUCUUCCUCAUCCGCACAGACUCCCGCCUCCACACCCCCAUGUAUUUUCUGCUCAGUCACCUCUCCUUCAUUGACAUGAUGUACAUCUCAACCAUUGUUCCCAAAAUGCUAGUUGAUUAUAUGCUGGGUCAAAGGACCAUCACUUUUGUGGGAUGUACAGCUCAGCAUUUCCUGUACCUUACCCUGGUGGGAGCAGAAUUCUUUUUGUUAGGUCUCAUGGCCUACGACCGCUAUGUUGCCAUCUGCAACCCUUUGAGAUACCCUGUCCUAAUGAGCCGUAGAGUCUGUUGGAUGAUCAUAGCAGGAUCUUGGUUUGGGGGUUCUUUGGAUGGCUUUCUCCUAACCCCCAUCACUAUGAGCUUUCCUUUCUGCGGCUCCCGGGAGAUUAACCAUUUCUUUUGCGAGGCACCAGCUGUCCUAAAGUUGGCAUGCGCGGACACGGCCCUCUAUGAGACAGUGAUGUAUGUCUGUUGUGUUUUGAUGCUGCUGAUUCCUUUCUCAGUGGUAAUUGCUUCCUACGCUCGAAUUCUUACCACAGUCCACCGGAUGAGCUCUGUGGAAGGGAGAAAGAAAGCGUUUGCCACCUGCUCGUCUCACAUGACUGUGGUGACCUUGUUUUAUGGGGCUGCCAUGUACACAUACAUGCUGCCACACUCUUACCACACCCCAGCCCAGGACAAAGUCCUUUCUGUAUUCUACACUAUCCUCACACCCAUGCUGAACCCCCUCAUCUACAGUCUAAGGAACAAAGACGUGGCUGGAGCCCUACAGCGGGCCUUGGGAAAGUGUAGAUCUUCACAAAGAGUGUCAGGGGAUGCCUUUUAA